Prorocentrum cordatum is the source of this 1293-nucleotide messenger RNA. The record is from the annotation of a GenBank genome assembly. NCBI's taxonomy places the organism in Eukaryota, Dinophyceae, Prorocentrales, Prorocentraceae.
AUGGGGAACCAGGAAGCGCUGUCGGGCGGUGAGAUCCAGCAGCUCAUUGAACUCAACAAGAAGAUGGGCAAUCAAAGUUUGGCUACGGCAUGCCAACUUCGCCUUGAUCAGCGUCGGACCGCAGUGGGGCCCAUCCCGCCCCAGACGCAGGCCACCACGGUCGACCGUCACAUCAAACAGCUCGAGAAGAAGCUCAGCGCCGAUAUGGGUCAGUAUGAGCGUUGGAAAAAUUGGCUCGACGCCAAAAAGGAGUCAGUUGCCAAGACCAGAGUUGAGCUUCGAGAUGAGAUUGCUAAACAUAAAGGCUUGGUUGAGCAGUUACCCAGCCAAGUAUGUUCGCCAGCUCCGAUCCAGCAGAAGACCCAGGUCACGCUACAGGAGUUGCUCAGCGGCAAUGGGGAGUUCCUCGGCCUCUCCAGCGUCGAGAGCGCUUUCGGUGUCGAUGGCGACGUCUACGAGAUUCAAGAUUCAGAUCGAGAGGAGCUCGCAGCCAGAUCGCAGCAGCUACGUGAGCAGAUCUCCAAUGCGGCCAAGGACCUCUUCGGCCAGGCUUCGCAAAAGUUCCAAGAGCUCAAGAGCGCGCACAAGGCUCGCGUCCUCCGUCUCGGCAAGAAGCGCAAGACCAACGAAAGUGAUUUCAACAUGACGCCUGAAGUUGUGGCCGAUUCGGCAGUGCCAGGCUGGUUGAAGUCUAACAUAUUCACGAAGGAUGGGACAUGUACCAGCACGGGAGGAGCUCGUGCGUUAGAUUUCUUCAUCUUGGCUGCAGGCCUCAGCCGAUGCUUGCAGUCUGUCGAGACGGUGCUCGGCACCAAUAUCAAGACGCACACCCCCGUGCGCAUCCUCUUCCACCCGCAGUUGGUUGAGCUCAAGGCCCUCCAGUUCCUGAAGCCCCCGAAGCUUCCAGCAGAGCGGCCAGUCGGCCCUCAGCCUCAUCCUCCAGACCUCUCGGAGGUUUUAGAUUGCGCCAACUAUGGCAUGGAACUUGUGGCUCGGAAGGCCCCCAGAGGCCAAGUGCAGCGGCGCCUCGACGCGCUGUAUCGUCUCUGGGGUGAUACCGCCGAGUGGGAAUUGUCUCAGGUCCUCCAGACGGACCUGCCUAUUUGGGGUACUAGGGGCAGACGGCCUCGCCUGGCCUGGGUCUCUGCGCUCGACAGGGACUCCAGGGCCUCUUACAAGGACCCCAUGCUGUUCGCAGGCAGAUGGCUGUCUCGCUCCAUUCGGUUUCUCCUGGGUGCCAUGGCCGACGGCGACGUCGUCACUUUCAACAAAUAUAAACAUCACAUCCUGGAG